AUGUCCCCGGAUGUCCAUUCUCAUUGCGAGCAGCGGCGUCUUUUGUUUGAUUUACCAUCUUUGAAUGAUGAGUGUGACUUAACAGCAAAACUCGAGGUGCAUUGGAAUAUGCAUCUUUACAGCAAACUACAGGCACUCAAUGCGGAGUGUAUGUCAAUGGGUCUCUCGCUGUAUCUUCGCAAAUCGGACUCUCACUCUGGCAUAAUCGCUUUCAUUGGUCUUGCCACUGCUUUUUAUGAACUCUUCGAACAACAUCUACGAUGUCUUAAUGCGCGUGAAGAUAUUGACAUCGAGCAAGUUUCGUCGUCGGAUACUUUUUCCUCCAACUGGUUCGAAUUUUUGCAGCGUUCACCUACUGACGGUGGAUUUGGAGCACCUGUGGAAAAUGGGCAUACUACCAAGGCGAUAAUCCUCGUAAUAAUUGUUGUGCAUAUCAUUGGUUAUUUUAGUUCAGACCCCGUACAUCGAGACGACGAGCUACGUGUGUUGGAGCACCAUCGCAACCGCGAAAACGAACUGUUCCAAGAGAAUCGAGAGCUGCAGAACCUCGUCUCUGUCCCCUCCGCACGAAUGCUUCGAUUUGCCCAUCGCCUGCGCCAAAAAAGGCGACUACGUCAGCUCCUUGGGGCGACGCCGGAGGUGCAGUUGGCGAUGGAUGUGGCGGUGGUGUCUUUAGACGGUGGAAUGGAAAAUGACUUUUCCGAUACGUCUUCUGAUUCUUCCCUGUCUGGAGCUGAAACGAGGUUCGGUCACAUCAUGCUGGUAUUUGCAAUUUCAUCACGGCGCUCGGAAGAGGAUGCAACCGUGAUCGCACCAGGCACAUAG
This is a messenger RNA of Echinococcus granulosus, 825 nucleotides long. RefSeq lists its product as hypothetical. The record is from RefSeq and is a predicted model, not a curated record. The coding region runs from base 1 to 825 and encodes 274 amino acids. NCBI's taxonomy places the organism in Eukaryota, Metazoa, Platyhelminthes, Cestoda, Cyclophyllidea, Taeniidae. The transcript has 5 exons.